AGUAGACUCUAGAUCUAGAUCUAUAACUUCCUUUUCAACUGAUCCAAGGGAAGAACUACUUAACGAAAGCGAAACAGAUUCUUUUAGGUUUUAGAUUUAUUUAAACUUUGAGAAUGGACUCAGUAGAGGCAACAAAAUUCGGCAAAUGGGUCUAUCUUGAUCACAACUGCAAUGGUACCCAUUAUAAUUGGCAGAAGGGUGAGAAGGAUACAAACUCCCCAUUUUACAAAUGGCUUACAAGUGAAAAAGUCUUGGAAUGUAAUAAGUCGCCACUUACAGUCAGAAGCAGACCAAUCUCCUCUCUUCCACUAAUACACAGGAACAGAGACCGAGUUGACCAAUGGAACUGUCAUAGAGACAGAUCUCCAUCAUUUGGUGUCCAGAUAGAUGAGACAAAAGACCACGUGGAUGCUUCCACUUCAACAGGCACAGAAUUAGAGCAGCCAAUAGUAGUCCAGCCAAAGAUCCAGUUUGUGUGUAGUAAGCACUGCUAUUUAUGCACUAAGGAAAGGGAACAAUUAAUACAGAAGAAGAAUAUGAAGCCAAAAAAGAGCUUCUGCUGCUGCAUGUAAAGUUAAACAAGUUUAGCCAAGCUUCUAGGAAACUGAAAAGCCACACAGAAGAUGCGGUUGUUGCACUCCUAAGUUUCCUGCUUUCUUCUCUCUAUUUUUUACUUUCUUUGUUUUAUAUCCCCAUUUUUUAAAAUAUUUUUUUGUGGGGCCAAAAGUAGAAGUCUCGUAUUUAAUAUUGACUAAAUUGUAACCUUGACCUAAUGCAUUUUUGUUUUAUUAAAUGAAAUAAAUGAUGAAGUAUUAUAGCGACAUUUUUAGAUAAAGUAUGUUUCAGACAAUUAUUGAUUCACACGAAACAUUUCUGCACCUUGAAAGUAAGGGAGGCUCACAACUUUGAGGACCACUGGAAAAGAUGUGUUCUAAGAAUAAGCUUUGUCAUGAUGAACUAGUUAGAUGCUUGUGUAUUAGACACUGUAGUUAGAUGCUUGUGUAUUAGAUACUGUAGUUAGAAGCUUGUGUAUUAGACACUGUACUUAGAAGCUUGUGUAUUAGACACUGUAGUUAGAUGCUUGUGUAUUAGACACUGUACUUAGAAGCUUGUGUAUUAGACACUGUAGUUAGAUGCUUGUGUAUUAGACACUGUAGUUAGAUGCUUGUGUAUUAGAUACUGUAGUUAGAUGCUUGUGUAUUAGAUACUGUAGUUAGAUGCUUGUGUAUUAGACACUGUAGUUAGAAGCUUGUGUAUUAGACACUGUAGUUAGAAGCUUGUGUAUUAGACACUGUAGUUAGACGCUUGUGUAUUAGACACUGAAAAUUACGUGUUUACUGUAAUUGAGGUGCGGUAUUGCAAGUUAGACCUUUAGAGGGACCGGAGUAAACUUAGUACUGUGAGAAUACCUUUCCAAUCGACUAUUUAGACACUAUACAGAAUUGAUCUAUACAGUGCUAUUGACUCUAGUUCCUUUUAAAAGUUUGAAUAGAUUAACAACUUCACACGUGGAGAAUAUUUUUUAUUACAAAGGUUAUAUCAACUUUGUCUGUCUAUAUGGUAAAGGUUUAAAUAUGUUGUUUUUUUCUCCCAUUCCCCAUUCUCGGAUCAAGUUAAUACUUUGCACAAUUAUUUAUUGAACCUAUUCGAUAAACAAAAAUAAAAACAAUUAGUUAUUUA
Messenger RNA from Biomphalaria glabrata, 1680 nucleotides. RefSeq lists its product as uncharacterized. The record is from RefSeq and is a predicted model, not a curated record. The coding region runs from base 114 to 572 and encodes 152 amino acids. The transcript is spliced from 4 exons. Lineage: Eukaryota; Metazoa; Mollusca; Gastropoda; Planorbidae.